AUGUUUGCGCACCUGCGUGCGAGCAGGUAUCUCAUUGUGCGAUUGAAUCGCGAACCAGACAAUUACGAGACCACCGAAGAGAAAGAGAUCCACGGUUUUGUUUUGGAGGUCUACGCGUAUUUGAUGUCGGUGGCUUAUAUCACGCCAUAUGGCACUCCUGGCAGUUCCACCGUGCCGAUGGACGACUUCGUCACAUCUCUGCGAACAUUACAGGAUUACGAUUGUUUUGGAACCUUUUUCGGCUGCGGGUUUACCCUUUUUGAGAAGAUCCCCAUGAUCGCAGAACUGUACCGUCUGUGUCUUGCCGAUCGAGCCAAAGGGCGAGUGACGAACGAGUCUCUUGGAAAGUGCAAUGAACUGCUUGCCAGCAUAAAAGAGUGGAAAUCGCCACCUCCGCCAGCAGACAUGGCUCAGUUUCGGGCCGAGCAUGAAAUCACAGGCGAAAUUUAUCGGCAUGCAUUGCUAAUCUACCUGGAGUUGGCCAUAUAUGGCUCACCAGUUGUCAACCCCAAAAUUGUGUACCAGAUUCAACAACACGUCGACAAAAUCCUCUCCAUUCAGCCCGACUUGAACUCCUCUCCUUACAGGUGUGUCCUGAUGUGGCCAGCAAUGAUGGUAGGAUCUUGUCUCAUCAAGGAGGAUCAACGACGAUACAUGCUGGAGGAGUGGCUCGUACUUCACUGCCGUAUGAACCACAUCAAGCAGGCUAUCUCCUUACUGAAACUUCUGUGGGAAGAUGACGACGGGCGAGCAUAUGGCCCGCUGGGUUUACACCUUAUGAUGGAAAAGCACUCCAUCAAGCUGUGUAUGGCAUGA
Molecule: messenger RNA, 816 nt
Organism: Capronia coronata CBS 617.96
Lineage: Eukaryota; Fungi; Ascomycota; Eurotiomycetes; Chaetothyriales; Herpotrichiellaceae
Exons: 1
Coding region: 1-816 (271 amino acids)
Source: RefSeq, a predicted model, not a curated record